Messenger RNA from Siniperca chuatsi (mandarin fish), 4914 nucleotides. RefSeq names its product carbohydrate (chondroitin 6) sulfotransferase 3b (gene chst3b). The transcript has 3 exons. Gene Ontology annotation, cellular component: Golgi membrane. Gene Ontology annotation, molecular function: N-acetylglucosamine 6-O-sulfotransferase activity; chondroitin 6-sulfotransferase activity. The record is from RefSeq and is a predicted model, not a curated record. NCBI's taxonomy places the organism in Eukaryota, Metazoa, Chordata, Actinopteri, Centrarchiformes, Sinipercidae. The coding region runs from base 2570 to 3877 and encodes 435 amino acids. Gene Ontology annotation, biological process: N-acetylglucosamine metabolic process; carbohydrate metabolic process.
CAGUGAAUUAAAUACGUGAAGUUUUUUAAGUAAUUUAAUAGCUAAUUUUAACAAUUUCAUAUAGUUGAAUCUAUAACAAUCCAUCCUGUUUUAUCCAUUGAUGUGUUUUAUAGGUAAAAUCUUAAAUUUGCAAAGUCAGUAAUAUCAAAUAAAUGUAGUGGAGUACAGUUUCCUUCACUGAUUUAUAACAUUGCUAACAAUCACUUCAAAUAAUCAGAAAUAUCACAAAGAUAGAUACCAUCAUAUAACUGGUAUUGAAAAAUGACAGUUGACAUAUUUCUACUAUGUAUAUAUCGAGACACAUCAUCCUGUAAUUAUCACACCUACAUACUGCAUUUUAGAGAGAAUCUAAAAAAACCCAAAACAAAUGAAAACAGUGAAAUGGGAUUGGAAUGGGAUGUUCUGUAAAUAUAGAGUGUUUAUUUGCAGUACUAUACUGUGCACUUGCAAUAUCUCAGGCAAAGUGGGUUUGGCUGGGUAGUGUCAUUUGUCUUCACAUAAGAUUUACAUUAAAUAAAAAGGCAGCUAUUAAAAGCAUUUGUAGCAAGAUGAUAAACGGUGCAGUGGUGGUUUUGUUAUAAGCAGAUGAUCAAAAGUGUCACACGCCUCAGUGGUUUGUGAAUAUUCAAGAAUGUCAGCUCGUGUGUGGUGUUUUUUUUUUAACUUUACACAGUAGAUGCAAUAAACGAUAAUUGGUGUACAUCUAAUUUACCAUAUAAAUGACAAAACCUCAGACCACUUAUUUUAUUAAUGAAUUAUUGAUAUAACUUCUUUUUGGGUUUAUCUUAAAUCACAUAUGGAGAGCACUAAAACUGCUUAAAUACAUACUCAAUCCAAUACAACUAUACUGCUAGUACUCUAAAUUUAUCAAAUCAACUUUUCCCACUGAGAGAACAGUAAUCGUUCACUUAUGUCUUGUUCAUUAGGCCAAAUCAUUUUUGGUGUUUGUCUUAAUUUGUUCAGGUACAGUCACAGGAGAAAAUAAACUGCAGAACAAAUAUGCUGUACUAUAACAGUAGAUUUACUCAGAUCUUCUGUUGGUUUACUUAUGACAAACUGUGGCUGUAUUUGCACAUUGUUAAAUGGCCACUGAGGGCUCAAGGACUCUGUAAUUUCCUUUGGCGCAGCCAACUAUCAGACCAGUUCUACAUGACUUGUAACAUUAGUCACUGACCCUGUGGCGUGUGAGUGACCUGGGAGUUUAUGUUCUGCACUCUCAGCCCAAAGGAGGUUUAGAGUCACUCCUGUGUAGAGACCUUUGUGGCUGUGGCAUGCGGCAGGGUGGUGCAAGACAGAACUGAUUUUUCCUCCCGGUGAAAACGUGUCUCAGUACACAGGCUGUUCACCUUUUCAUUAUACAUCGUUCCACGUCAACAGUGCUCUCUAUUGGAGCUGUAAACUUCCCAUUCCCUCUCAGAGAAUUUCGCAGGCAGUGUCCAUCCAUUCGCUGUGUUUAGACUGAAGUCAUUUGGGUUGGCUCCUGUGCUCAAAACCCAGUCUGGGACAGAGGUCACAACAGGAUGUGAGAACUGGACCUCCAGACGUGGUCAUGUAUCAGGCUUUUCACUUCCUCCACAGUGCUGCUUGUUUCGUGUCAAACACAUGUAGUGAGCGAAAAGGUUAGUCUGUUGCUUGUGGCUCUGCUGAUUAACAGCAACAGUUUCUCUAAUGUGUUGACCCUGAGGCUAGACUUGCAAUUGUUUAAAAGUGAUCCAUAAGAAAUCACAGACACACUCAGGAUACUGUCCGUAGCACCUGACAGAUCCAAUAAAUAAAUGUUUUUACAAACCCAGACGUCUGAUUCAGGAUUUAAUAAGACCGACUCAACACCCUCUGUGUGCUUGUGGGCACACAUCAAAAUGACACUGCCAAUUUCCUCAGGGUGGAGACUGUCUCAUUUACUCUUGCCGUGUUAUUGACCCUUUCACUGGCAGAUGAGGAAAGACAGGAUUAUGCUAAAAUCUGAAAAUAAGUCAGGGAUUUGAGCCAAGCUGCUGUUAUUUUAAAAGUGAACUCAAAUAAAUCUUUCAGGAAUGUGCAAGACAUUCCCAAAUAGGCAUCAUUAAUUCCACUCAUAUCUUCAUUUGAUUACCCACUAUCUGCCCUCUACAGACUAAGAGAAGUAUUAAAUGACCUGCGGGCUUAGAGCACUACAAUUUAUGGCUUCAUGACAAGCAGGCUUUCCCCUUCAAUUUCAGCACUGUGCAGUUAUACCUCUCAGUGUUUGGACAUGUGUCCCCCUCAGUCUCAGUCAGUGUUUUAGAAGUAUAAAGGCAUAUUAUGAGGAAGCAGCAAGCCAUAAGCCACCACCAGAUGGUCUUCUGUACCAGUAGCCCAUGUCACUGAGGGCCUCUGUUGAAAGGCUCUCCUCCCAGUGUUGACAUGGAGGAGCAGCUCCCAGUUUGGACCACAGGCUGCUUUGUUAUCAGUGGGAGGAUGAAACAUUGCCUGCAACGGGGAAUACAAAUAACUGGAAGGCUCUUUAAGAAAGCGACUGGAGACUUGCAAGAUUGGCAGAACCUAUUAAGAAGCAGUCUGUAAGCAUAUCCAGGCACAGCUACAUCCAAGAAUGAGGAUCAAAUACACAAUAUCCAUCGUCUUUUUUGUGACACUUGUUAUCAUUGAGAAGGAAAACAACAUUAUCUCACGGGUGUCUGAUAAGCUCACCUUAAAGCAGACCCCUCAGACCCCUCUUCAGCCCAGUGGUUUCUCCCACAUACUGCUGAAGCACAAUGGUUCUUUAACCCCACUCAGCAAGAUGGACUCUGCCUUCACAUUAAUGAAGCGGCGCCUGGAGAACUACAGCAAGCACCAGGAGGUGGUGACGAGGGGCAGGAAACACAUCCUCCUGUUAGCCACCACCAGGACAGGCUCCUCGUUUGUGGGCGAGUUUUUCAACCAGCAGGGUGACAACAUGUUUUACCUGUUUGAGCCGCUGUGGCAUGUGGAGAAGAUGUUGACGCUGGAGACCGGCGGCACCAAUGCCACAGUGGCAGCCAAGGCGUACCGCGAUGUGCUCCAGCAGCUCUUCCUGUGUGACUUCUCCCUGCUGGAGAGCUUCAUUGAACCCCUCCCUGUGGACCACAUCACCCCUGCCCUCUUCCGCAGAGAGUCCAGCAGCUCUCUGUGUGAGGAGUCGGUCUGCAGCCCCUUCAUCAAAGGGGUCUUUGAGCGUUAUCACUGCAGGACCAGACGCUGUGGGCCCCUGAACCUGACCAUGGCGUCUGAGUCCUGCCUCCAAAAGGGGCACAGGGCCAUCAAGUCAGUGAGGGUGCGCCAGCUGGAGAACCUCCGUCCUCUGGCUGAGGACCCACGCCUUGACAUGAAGUUUAUUCAACUGGUUCGGGAUCCUCGGGCUGUACUAGCCUCGCGCAUGGUGGCCUUUGAAGCAAAAUACAAGAACUGGAAGCAGUGGGCUAUGAAUGUGGAUGUGCCCAUUGAUGAUGAUGAGGUGAGGAAGCUGAAAGGGAACUGCGACAACAUCAGGAUGUCCGCUGAGAUCGGCCUCAGACAACCACCGUGGCUGCGCAGACGUUACAUGCUGGUGCGGUAUGAGGACAUUGCUCGGUUCCCCAUGAGGAAGGCAACAGAGAUGUACAGGUUUACUGGAAUCCCGUUCACUCCACAAGUGAAAUCCUGGAUCCUGAAGAACACCCAGGCCUCUAAGGAGACCAGCGGUGUUUACUCAACACAGAAAAAAUCCUCAGAACAAGUGGAAAAAUGGAGGUUCCGUUUACCAUUCAAAUUGGCUCAGGUUGUACAAAAAGUUUGUGGGCCAACGCUGAAGCUUUUUGGGUAUAAAUUUGUAAGCAGUGAAGAAAUGCUAACAGAUAAGUCUAUUAGUUUGAUUGAGGAGAAAGUGUUCAACUUUUUAUAGACUUUGACGGACAUGAACUCUGAACCCUGAUGCAGGAAAAAACAACCUUUUGGAAAACUCUGGAAUGACUGAUAUUUAUUAGGGUAUUUUAUCCUGAUACAGAGAUAUAUAUUUUCUGACAGUGUGCUAUUUAAAGUUUUUUAAUAUUUAAAAUAGUUUGAUGAAGAAAAUGUAUUGUUGAGCGGAAAAUAUAUAUAAAGCUUUUGAGGUUUGAAGCAAGGGUGUUUGAAACAAUAUUGAAACUUUGUUGGGUAUAGCAUAGUGAAAAUAGAAAGCUUUGUUUUUGCACUUUGGACUGUUUUCUGUCCACAGCAAACUGUAUCGUUGGCCUGUCCAAAUUUAUUUCCUUAGCAAAUAUAGGAAAGUCCUAACGGAGAUAGCUGAGGGUUUGCGAAUAAUAAUGAGCUGUUUCAAACACUUCCAGGAACCUCCAUUAGUUAUUUUUGUCCAGCAACUUCUGAGUUAGCAGCAUAAGCUGCUUUUACAUCAAGGAAACUUGAAAUGAAAUGUUUAUGCAUAGCCAAAAAAAAAAUUGCUUUGUAUAGCAAUGCUCAUGGCAGGAAGAGGAAAUACCAAUGUUUUGCCAGGUAAUUUCUACGCAUGAGAUUUAGAAGUAAUGUCCCAUGCUACUUUAUUUAUUUAUUCUCUUUGCUAAAAGUCAUAAUGACUCCAGCUCGGAAUGUGCUCCACAGGUUCUUUUCCCCUCUGCAGGGGUACUUUUCUUGCACAUGUAUAAAGUAGUUUGCUGUACAUGCAUGUUUGUAAUUGGAAAAAAGUAGUUUUAAGUUGUCCUCAGGACUGUAAGAACCCAUUCUGUAAAAAACAAUGUUUACACUGCCACUGUAUGCAAACAUUCCAACUGCAGCUGGUUUGCAGGAUUGUGUGAGGUUUGUCGGCAGGUCUCUGUCUGUUGACACAAGUCUCUUGACUGAUGAUAAAAAGAGGCCCUGAUACUCUGGUUUGCCAGACUGUUUGCUGAUGUUCCAGUCUGUUCCUUUUGCAUUUUGUUUGUUACAAUAAACCUUCUUUUACAUUAA